This is a messenger RNA of Tremella mesenterica DSM 1558, 699 nucleotides long. RefSeq lists its product as uncharacterized. Lineage: Eukaryota; Fungi; Basidiomycota; Tremellomycetes; Tremellales; Tremellaceae. The transcript has 3 exons. The record is from RefSeq and is a predicted model, not a curated record. The coding region runs from base 1 to 699 and encodes 232 amino acids.
AUGUCCUACUCACAUCCUACCGGAAGACGGACGACAGCCAACACACCUCGACCUCCACUCACUCCUAAUCCCUCUUUUCUCACACCCGUACAAGAAGCUCGUAUUCUCUCAUGGCGUCAAACGACAUCAGGUUCACCACCACCCAACGAAGCAGCCGUUCCAAAGACCAAGCCAAAGGUCAAAUCAGCACCAGCAUCUAUUCAACAAUCCCAAACACUAUCACAAUCUCAUUCGUCCAACUCUUCAUGCCCAGUUCACGGUCCUUGUUCCUGCAACACUCCGCAUCGAUCAAAUGGGAAGAAAGUUCGAGGCUAUUAUUCACGCAAGAAGUCAACUGCCCCUUCGAGCACAGAUACGCCAUUGUUGACUCCAGUAGACGGUAGUCCCAAGUUGAACAACACCAACAUGGGUCCUGUACCAGAUGUCAAAGGCCUUCCUUCUCCACAACAAGUACAGGCUUAUCGAACGGGAUUACCAUCACAGAUUCAACCUAGCGAAACACCUGCCCUUCCUAUCCCAGUCAGACAACAGGCUAUGCCAGUGUUGAAACAGGAUCAACCUAGGAUAGUAGGUUCGAGAGAUCCUAUCUCGCAGAAUUACUGGAAACAGAUGUUUCCUCCUGUCGGUGGACCAGCGGGCGUCAAUGCAGGGACACCAUACAUGUUGCCAAUGUUCGGCAUGCGUCCUUGGGGUUACUAG